Exophiala bonariae is the source of this 1392-nucleotide messenger RNA. RefSeq lists its product as uncharacterized. Bases 1 to 1392 code for a protein of 463 amino acids. The transcript has a single exon. The record is from RefSeq and is a predicted model, not a curated record. NCBI's taxonomy places the organism in Eukaryota, Fungi, Ascomycota, Eurotiomycetes, Chaetothyriales, Herpotrichiellaceae.
AUGUGGCAGGCUCCUGCUGGGUAUAUAUUCAAUCCUGAAAACCUUCAGACUUACACUCCUUCUUAUGACGCGUACUCUGGGUUUUCUGAUGAGAAGAAGGAGCCUUCAAGGUCAGUGAAACCGUUCAUUCACAGUGUUAUCUCCUACGCAUCUCGUACCUCUCCACCUUCACACUCAGGGCAAGGACAAAGUGACGAGAUGGUAGCUGCAAUGAAGCGCAAUGAUACUUGGAUUGAGCGCAGGUCUGAAGGACGAUAUUAUUGGGUCCGGAAGAAGUCUGCUCGCAGUCAAUUGUCUCUGCGGCACCUGCUGUUUGAAGCCCUACGUCCGCGUGCUCGCUCAUUCUUUUCCAGGGAUUCACGUCAUAACCACCACAUUCGAUGUUCCAACCCCGGAGCACCUCUUCUCCUACCGCCACCCACUUCCUCUCCUCCAGAAGACUCACAGGAAUACACGCCUCCUCCUACUGAUCCUUCCUCAUAUCAGGCUCAACAGUUGCCACAACAAGUCAACAUGAAUUCUUUUCCCCCAUGCCAGGAUCCUCCCAAUAUUGAGCCAAAUGGCAUCUUCGCAAAACAUCAUGUCACGUCUCAUGGCCAACUUCCUCUCUACCCUCCUCCACCUCCGAUCAUGCCCGUGUCGAUCCCUUAUCCUGUGCCCGGCCAUGGACUACCAUUUAUUCUCCCACAACCGCCGGUGGUACACCAGGCACCAUGCUUUGCACCACCUCCUCCGCAACCAACACCAUUUGUUCUGCCACCUCCGUUGUCACAACUACACCAUCAGCCCCAGCCUCAGCCUCAGCCUCAGCAACUACCACUCCCAGGCUUGAGCAGCUUCUCUAGCCUGCGAUACAAGUGUGAUAACUGUGGGAGAUUCCGGUCUGCUCGGUUUCACAAGAGACACCCCAUACCACCCGGUGCCAUUCCCGCAAAGACAAUUUGCCAGAGAUGCAGAGAAGUGGCUACCGACACUGAGGAUGACAGCAGUUCAGACGGCUAUGCGCAACGUGUUCACAGACGCCAUAGCUUCGGAGCUCGAAGUCGGAAUGCCUCCAACAUUCGCAGUGCGAGAAACAGAAACAACCCAAGAGGUGCUCGUGGUCAGUCUUCUGCUGGAGAGUGGUUGAAUGAAAAUAACCAUGAUGGUUUUGCCGGGCCUCCCUACUCUCCACAGACAACUCCCAUUGAUUUGAGCAGAGGGCGAAGACACAACAGAAGAAGCUCUAGACACCAUCAUCACGAGUCCACCGAGAUGGAGUUGUCAGCAGGCUUCCGAAAUCUCAAGCUCGUGCCACAGGAGCAGAUGUUCUAUCUUGAGUCUGAGGACGAACAUCGCCCGAGUUCCAAGUACUACAAAGAUCGAAGUGAUCAUGACUCUUGUCACAAGUGA